AUGAAAUCUUUUUGUAAAAGUUGAAUAGAAGAAUUAAAUAUUAAUAUAGACAUACAACAAAAUAAUAUUAAACAAUUAUAUAAUCAAUACAUAGACAGUAACAAUGAAAUAAAUGCUCUAAAAGAAGAAUUGUCUGCUAUACAAGAACCUGCUUCUAUAGUAGGGGAAAUAGUAAAAGUUAUUAAUGAAAAACAAAUCUUAGUAAAAAUAUCAUCUUCAGGUCAAUACAUAGUAACAAAAGAUAAAAAUAUAAAUAUUAAAGAUUGUACUCCGAAUACUAGAUGUAUAUUAAAGAAUGAAUCCUAUAAAUUAUAUAAAUUAUUACCUACAAAAGUUGAUCCCUUAAUAGCUUCAAUGAAAGUUGAAAAAGAUAUAGAUGCAACUUAUGAUAUGAUAGGUGGUUUAGAUAGUCAAAUAAAAGAAAUUAUAGAAGUAGUAGAUAUUUUAGAUUCUGCUCUUCUUAGACCUGGAAGAAUAGAUAGAAAAAUAGAAUUUCCUAAUCCAGGUGCUAAAGAAAGAUUACAAAUACUUAAAAUUCAUUCAAGAAAAAUGAAUAUAGACUCAAAUGUAAACUUAGAAUCAAUAGCUGAAGAAUUAAAAGAUGUUUCAGGUGCAGAAUUAAAAGCUGUUUGUACAGAAGCAGGAAUGUUUGCUCUUAGAGAAAGUAGAGUACAUGUAGUUCAAGAAGAUUUUGAUAUGGCUACUGCAAAAAUAAUUCAACAAAAUAAAAAUAAAGAAAAUUUAUUGUGA
Molecule: messenger RNA, 750 nt
Organism: Alosa alosa (allis shad)
Lineage: Eukaryota; Metazoa; Chordata; Actinopteri; Clupeiformes; Clupeidae
Product: 26S proteasome regulatory subunit 8-like
Exons: 2
Biological process (GO): proteasome-mediated ubiquitin-dependent protein catabolic process
Cellular component (GO): proteasome regulatory particle, base subcomplex
Molecular function (GO): proteasome-activating activity
Source: RefSeq, a predicted model, not a curated record